Messenger RNA from Candida dubliniensis CD36, 303 nucleotides. RefSeq names its product putative DNA-binding protein TRF1 homologue. The transcript has a single exon. NCBI's taxonomy places the organism in Eukaryota, Fungi, Ascomycota, Pichiomycetes, Serinales, Debaryomycetaceae. The record is from RefSeq and is a predicted model, not a curated record. The annotation marks the transcript as partial.
ACUAAAUCAACUAUAAACAAAAAACUCAAGUUACUUCAAAAGUGUAUAUACGACAAUUUAAUUGAUAAAAUUAAGGAAUUAGAUAUAGAGAAAGACACUAUCGAAAGGAUAGAAAGUGUGCUAAAUAAACCCAAAAGAAAACCACCUUUUACUCCCUUGGAGAAGCAGUGUGGAAAAUUGACAAAGAAAGGAGAAAGGUGCAGAAUAGCCGUGUGUUAUAAGAAAACGUGUUGGGUGCAUUUAACCCCAAAAGAAAUAGAAGAAUAUAGGGAGUUAAAUAAAAGCAUAUUGAUUUUGAUUUGA